Messenger RNA from Scheffersomyces stipitis CBS 6054, 1023 nucleotides. RefSeq lists its product as uncharacterized. The record is from RefSeq and is a predicted model, not a curated record. Lineage: Eukaryota; Fungi; Ascomycota; Pichiomycetes; Serinales; Debaryomycetaceae. The annotation marks the transcript as partial. The transcript has a single exon. Gene Ontology annotation, cellular component: cytoplasm; R2TP complex; ribonucleoprotein complex. Gene Ontology annotation, biological process: rRNA processing; box C/D snoRNP assembly.
GAACAAUCUGAGACCAUAGCCUUGGAUCCAAGACCUGGAUUUGUGGUCAAGACCAAGAUUGUGGAUGCACCCGAUGUUCAGCUCAUCGCAAGAAAGGUGUUUAUAAACAUAUGUCACGAGUCUAAAGUUCCACGACCCCAAAUUGACUUUGAGCCUGAAAAAGUGUUUCCACUCAUCAUCGACAACCAAUGGGAGAUUCCGAUGAUUGUACUGGUUCAGAAGGAAGAAAACGACAAAAAGGGCUUUCCGCUGUUUGUGUUGGAUUGUUGUAUCAACUCCGUGUGCUUCCAAUGGUGUCAGGUGAAUGCGGAUUUGCGCUCAAUUCUCAUCGAAUGGAGUAUUGAGUGUGUUGAGAUACUUCAUGGUUAUGUUCUUGAGAGACAGUAUACAAUACCCAAGAUGAUGUCCAAGGGCCAGUUGUCACAGACAGAGGUGCCAGUUUCUGAGCUCACUGCUUCUGCGCUCCAGGAGAAAUGGAACAAGUUGAAAAGCAACGAAACCUUGGGAUUGAUCGAGGCAUUGAACGAUCCAAUGGAUAUUGAUGAAGGCGAAGUCGAUAAUAAACCUCUUCCAAACUUGAUGAAUAUCUCGGGAACGCCAAAUGCACAAAAACAGAAAAUACUAAUCGAAGAGAUUCCAGAGAAGCAUAUAAAGAGUGUGUCAAAAAUCGAAGAAAUAGUAGAAACAAAACCAACAUCGAAGUUACAAGUAUCGAAGAAGUCAGAAAUCCCAAUAGAGCCUACUAGAUACGAGUUCAACGUAACCUAUACGCCGUUUCCCGAGAAUCAUGAUAGCCAGUUGUUGGUUAAGUUCCACAGUGAGCAGAUUAGCUCCGGAUCUGACUUGGAUGUAUUCUACGUGCCUAGCAUUCACAGUAUUCGAAUUGUCAACUUACUGGCUAAACAUUACUUCACGAAAGGACUGAAAGAGGACUACGUGGAUCUUCCCUUGGCUGAAGAGGUUAUAGUAGACACCAAAGUGAAAUCGGCCAUUGUCAUCGAGGACAACACCUUGUAUAUACUC